UGCCUGAUUACGGCAUCUACAUUUUGUGGUGGGAGUGGUGCUGGACGAAAAAGAAAAAGUUGCCAGCAUGGCGUUUACGCUGUACUCUCUCAUCCAGACUGCUAUUCUAUGCACUAAUGCAAUCGCUGUGUUGCAUGAAGAAAGGUUUCUAAGCAAGUUUGGCUGGGGUGUUGACCAUGGAGUUGGAGGUUUUGGGGAUGAUCCAGGAAUCAAAGCCCAGAUUCUCACCCUCAUUCGCUCGGUCCGGACUGUCAUGAGAGUGCCUUUGAUAAUAGUGAAUUCGGCCUGCAUUGUCCUGUUGUUACUGUUCGGUUGACAGCGGGACACCCCGAGUGCCAGUGUG
Messenger RNA from Sander lucioperca (pikeperch), 343 nucleotides. It is a transcript of the gene ier3ip1, whose product is annotated as immediate early response 3 interacting protein 1. The transcript has 3 exons. Gene Ontology annotation, biological process: endoplasmic reticulum to Golgi vesicle-mediated transport. Bases 68 to 316 code for a protein of 82 amino acids. The record is from RefSeq and is a predicted model, not a curated record. Lineage: Eukaryota; Metazoa; Chordata; Actinopteri; Perciformes; Percidae. Gene Ontology annotation, cellular component: COPII-coated ER to Golgi transport vesicle; endoplasmic reticulum membrane; Golgi membrane.